CUCCCUGCAGAAAGAAGAGCCUCUGCUCCAGCCGGGAGGGAGAAGGAGCCAUGGCUGCCCGCCUUGCUCUUCUGUUCUGUCUAGGGCUCUGGCUGGAACCCAAGGUGGAUGUGGAUGCAGUAACGUAUAUAGAAACAACUCCUCGCCUCUGGAUCGAGACCAAAUCCCCGUCCACUCCCUGGAGCGCCGUGACUCUCCAGUGUGAGGUCACCAAUACCGCGGCCCUGAGCUUCCAGCUGUGGAAAGAUGGGGAGCUCCUCUCUACCCUCCCUGCCGAGGGCCCCGUCGCCGAGUUCCAGCUUGGGCCAGUGACAGCCGACAACAGGGGCAUUUAUCGUUGCCGGGUAGAGAUGGCAAAAAACCAGUGGACCUCCCUGAGCGCCCCAGUGGAGGUGUCGGGCAAAGAGCCUCUCCCUGCCCCCUCGAUGCGGGCUGAGCCUGGACCCUGGAUCCUCCACGGCCUGGAGACCCAGCUGCACUGCCAAGGGGCACUGCUGGGCAUGAUCUUCGACCUGUACCGGGAAGGAGAGCCGGCGCCCGUGAACAGCUCCCACACGCCAGGGACAGAGGCCACCUUCGUCAUCAGCAGCACCGGGAACUACAGCUGCCUCUACCGAGCACCCGCGCCAGCUCCCGGGGUGAACUCGGCGCCCAGUGAGACCGUACACGUUGUGAUACCAGACUUCCUCCCAAAGCCCUCCUUCUACUCUACGGACAACCGAGUCAUCAGGCCUGGAGACUCCGUGAAUUUCAGCUGCAGGGGGAGAUUCCCCAGCCUGGAAUUCAAGCUGUUGAAAGACGGGCAGCAGGUGUUGGUACACAGUAUGUCUUCCACGGAACCUGAGCGCAUAGACUUCCACCUGGUGAACCUGGGCCCUGGGGACGGGGGCAAGUACAGCUGCCGGUACCAGUUCAGGAAUGGGCCACUGAUCUGGUCAGAAGACAGCGAGCCCCUGGAGCUGGUCCUGACCACAGAGACAUUAGCCAAGCCUUCCCUGUCUGUCGAGCCUCGGGAGGCUGUGAUUUCUCGAGGGACCAACGUGACCAUGCGUUGCCAGGGGUCCCAGCCCAACGUGAGGUUCGUCCUGCUGAAGAAAGGCUCGCCCGGGCCCAUGUUGGUGCUGAGCUCUCCCGAGCCCCACGCCGACUUUGUCCUGCCGGACAUCCUGAGCUACGACAGCGGCAAUUUCAGCUGCCUUUACGUUCAGACGGAGGCCCCGUUCGCAGGCUCCCAAAGGAGUGAGGAUGUGGAGAUGCGAGUGGACGGCCUUCUCCCCAAGCCCACGCUGCAUCCUGUGCACCCUGUGGUGACCCCUGGGAGGGACGCAGUUCUGCGCUGCUCAGGAGAGAUCCCUAAUUCCCGUUUCCAGCUCUUCAGGGACGGAGAAAACGAAGAGUUGGAAGUCUGGCCUUUGCUCAUUAAUGACCACACUGUGGACUUCCUCUUGGAGAAUGUCAAUCGCCAGGAUGGGGGCAAGUACAGGUGCCGCUAUGCCACCAGGGUGGAGCCUAUCUUGGUCUCAGAGAUGAGUGACCCUGCAGAGCUCCAGGUGACAGGUGAGAGCUCCAGGGCCCUUGGGACAUGGGGGUAUCUCAGCCCCUGA
Messenger RNA from Gracilinanus agilis (Agile Gracile Mouse Opossum), 1604 nucleotides. Its product is annotated as venom metalloproteinase inhibitor DM43-like. The transcript has 7 exons. Bases 51 to 1604 code for a protein of 517 amino acids. Gene Ontology annotation, cellular component: plasma membrane. The record is from RefSeq and is a predicted model, not a curated record. NCBI's taxonomy places the organism in Eukaryota, Metazoa, Chordata, Mammalia, Didelphimorphia, Didelphidae.